This is a messenger RNA of Aspergillus oryzae RIB40, 966 nucleotides long. RefSeq names its product HMG-box domain-containing protein. The transcript has 4 exons. Bases 1 to 966 code for a protein of 321 amino acids. Lineage: Eukaryota; Fungi; Ascomycota; Eurotiomycetes; Eurotiales; Aspergillaceae. The record is from RefSeq and is a predicted model, not a curated record.
AUGCCUCUGAAUUUAGCUCGGCGUGGAGGAGGCAUCCUCCGCAAGCUGCAUCUUAGUGAUGCGUUCUCUCGUCCUGUCCGAGUAGCUGUUGCCCAAAGCCACGUCAGGCGCGUCUCUUUGAUUACGCGCGGUCAGGCUUUACGCCCAAUCUGCAGGGUACUUCCGUCGACCAGCGUGUUCUCGCAACGCCUACUUAAGACCUAUGCGACCACAAGUGAUAGCAAGAGCGAGAAGAAGAAAUCCACCAAAUCCACCAAGGCCGGAAAGGGGACCAAGAAAACCACCAAAAAAGCCAAGAAGAGCUCGACAGCGAAGCCCAAGCCCAAGCCAAGAAAGCAGUUGACUGAGAAGCAAAAGGAGGCAAAGAAGACACGGGAACUCAGGGAUCAGAUUAAGGCCCUCAAGGCUACUGCGCUGGAGGCACCAAAGAGACUUCCGGAGCGUGUGGCUAACUUGUCAAUUAUCGAAAAGCUUCAAGAAACAAGGAAGACUCACAACAACACUCAAGAGGCAUUUAAAGCUGCUACUGAGCUUGCCAAGACGAUCAGUGAGGAAGAGCGAGCGCGCUUCGCCGCAGUGGCAGAGUCUAACAGAAACUCUAAUGAAUCUACAUACGACCAAUGGAUCAAAUCCCACACGCCGCUCCAGAUCAAAGAAGCGAAUCUCGCACGAAGCAGAUUGACAAAACUCACAAAUAAGAGGUAUCCCCCUCUUCGGGAUGAUCGAUUGGUUAAGCGUCCUUCCUCUUCCUAUGUCUUCUUCUUCAUUGAACGCACUGGUCAGGGCGACUUCAAGCACAUGGCCGCCAAGGACAUCGCUACACGGGUCGCAGAGGAAUGGAAAGGCUUGACGGAAUCUGAGAAAGAGAACGUUAUCUCCGCGAGUAUCAAGAGGUAUACGGCGUGGAAGCGCCACAUGUUCGAAAGUCCUCCGAGUAAAAGUUUAUCACCCAAGGAACAACGGUGA